AUGCUGUAUACUUUAGCGGGAGGGGGCACGCUCUGCGGCGUUGCUGCCCUUGUGCUUCUUAUUGUUUCUACGGCAACAGACUUCUGGAUGCAGUAUCGCUACUCGGGUAGCUCAGCCAAUCAGGGGCUUUGGAGGUUUUGCAUCAACCACAAAUGCCAUGCCCACACCAUAACUGUAGCCUUCUGGGAUGCCACCAGGGCCUUUAUGCUGCUGGCUGUGCUGAGCUGCUUUGCUGGUGUGGUGCUCGGCCUGAGCGCUUUCACUAACGGCACCAAGAACAGGAGAGUCCGUACAGGCGGCAUUGCCCUGGUCCUGUCAGGUUUUCUUGCUCUGCUGGCUUUGGCAAUUUACACUGGAGUCACUGUCACUUUCUUCGGCAAACGCUUCUUGGACUGGCGCUUUUCCUGGUCCUACAUUAUCGGCUGGGUGGCCAUCAUUUUGGCUUUUGCAGCAGGCGUGUUCCAGCUCUGUGCUUACCAGCAGACCACUGCAGAACCUGCUCCGUCAAAUAACCCGGACAGCUGAACAAGACAAACAUGCUGAUUAGUUCCAGGACUGUUG
This is a messenger RNA of Centropristis striata (black sea bass), 561 nucleotides long. RefSeq names its product lens intrinsic membrane protein 2.2 (gene lim2.2). The transcript has 4 exons. The record is from RefSeq and is a predicted model, not a curated record. Gene Ontology annotation, molecular function: structural constituent of eye lens. The coding region runs from base 1 to 525 and encodes 174 amino acids. Lineage: Eukaryota; Metazoa; Chordata; Actinopteri; Perciformes; Serranidae. Gene Ontology annotation, cellular component: plasma membrane.